Prosopis cineraria is the source of this 1751-nucleotide messenger RNA. RefSeq names its product tyrosine decarboxylase 1-like. Gene Ontology annotation, molecular function: pyridoxal phosphate binding; carboxy-lyase activity. The record is from RefSeq and is a predicted model, not a curated record. Lineage: Eukaryota; Viridiplantae; Streptophyta; Magnoliopsida; Fabales; Fabaceae. Gene Ontology annotation, biological process: amino acid metabolic process.
ACGAAGAAAACCGCACGUGUUCUGGCAUUAUCAUAACAAGCUAAGUAGAAUAAUCAUAGCUCACAACUUCAAGGUGAUCAGCAAUCAUCAUGAAUCCUCUCGACCUAGAAGAAUUCAAGAGGCAAGGUUACAUGAUGAUCGACUUCCUCGUUGAUUAUUAUCGUAAUGUUGCUAGCUACCCAGUUCUGAGUCAAGCCCAACCUGGCUAUCUCCGAAAAAUGUUGCCAUCUUCUGCUCCAAGUGAACCUGAACCCUUUGAGGAUAUACUCAAUGAUGUGAAAGAACACAUCGUCCCAGGAAUCACGCAUUGGCAGAGUCCAAAUUACUUCGCAUACUUCCCCAGCAGUAGCAGUAUCGCAGGUCUCAUGGGCGAGAUGCUGAGCACAGGGUUCGGUGUUGUUGGGUUCAAUUGGAUAUCAUCACCUGCAGCCACUGAGCUUGAAAGCAUCGUCAUGGAUUGGCUUGGACGAGCUCUGAAACUCCCAGAGAGCUUUCUUUUUUACAGUAAUGUUGGAGGUGGCGUGUUGUUAGGGACGACCUGUGAGGCCAUCUUGUGUACUCUUGUGGCUGCAAGAGAUGAGAAGCUCAGGCAAAUCGGAAAGGAGAAUCUGAAGAAGCUUGUUGUUUAUGGGUCUGAUCAAACUCAUAGCGCCCUUCAGAAAGCUGCUCAUAUGGCAGGAAUCCAUCCAGAAAAUUUCAGGGCCAUCAGAACGAACAAGUCAAGUUCAUUUGCUUUGCCACCGGAUUCACUCCGUUCUGCAAUAAUCAAGGACGUAGAAAAUGGUCUAGUUCCUUGUUUUCUCUGCGCCACAGUGGGGACCACUGCAACUGCUGCUGUUGAUCCUCUUGGAGCAUUGUGUGACGUGGCAAAGGACUGUGGCGUUUGGGUCCACGUGGAUGCUGCUUAUGCAGGUGGGGCCCUUAUUUGCCCAGAGUUCAGGCAUUUCCUUGAUGGGGUUGAAGGGGCAAACUCAUUCAGCUUCAAUGCACACAAGUGGUUUUUUACCAACUUGACUACCUGUUGCCUUUGGGUAAAGGAUUCAUCUUGUUUAACGAAGUCCCUCUCAACAAAUCCUCAGUACUUGAGAAACAACGCUUCUGAAUCAAACCAAGUGAUCGACUACAAAGAUUGGCAGAUAGCAUUAAGCAGGAAAUUUCACUCCCUGAAACUAUGGUUUGUGCUUCGAAGCUAUGGAUUGGACAACCUCAGAAACUCUAGAAACCACGUGGAAAUGGCCAAGACUUUUGAAGAUCUUGUGAAGCAGGAUGAGAAGUUCGAGGUUGUUGCACCUAGGUAUUUUUCUCUUGUUUGCUUUAGGAUUUCACCAAGAGCAAUUUCUCAGAAAUCCUUGUGUAAUAGUACUUAUCAUGAGUUCAGUGGUAAAAUCAUAAAUGAUGGUAAAGAACGCCUUGCAAAUGAAGUGAACAAGAAAUUGCUGGACUCAAUUAAUGGCUCCGGCAAAGCGUACAUGACACAUGGGAUGGUUGAAGGAGCUUUUGUGAUUAGAUGUGCGAUCGGUGCAACAUUAACAGAGGAACAACAUGUAGUUCUGGCGUGGAAGAUAGUUCAAGAACAAGCCAAUUCUAUACUCAGUGCUUUCCAAAGCAUCAAAGCAUAUUCUCAAUCUUAGCUAGACAUAUGAAACCAUUUAGGAAGAGGCACAUAUAUUGUGAACAGUGAUGGUAACAACAAUAUAUAUCAAUAUAUUGAGACACACAUAUAUAGUCGUUAUUUUAUUUAGGGAGAAUCA